AUGCCAGCACGUAGACGGCACGUCCUAGGGCUCGAGGUAGAUCGCGAGUCUGUCACGGCGAACACGGGGAGUGACUCGCCAGCGCGACAAUAUCGUCACGAUGACGACGCGAGCGGCGGACUAUUGAGCGGGACCGUCUCGGGCAAACAAUCGCGGAAUACCAGUACGACGACAAUGACGUCUCGCGACCGGACCAACGAGUUCGUCAACACGAUCCGCUCGAUGCAGAGCAGAUCCGCCGCGCGGACCGCCGCCGUCGGCGCGACCAUGCAGAAUCCUCGUCGCGCGCGCCAGUUGCAGAGCUACUCCAACUUCAUGAUGACAGCCAAGAACAUCGGCAAAAAUAUCGCCAGUACUUACACCAAGCUGGAGAAGCUUGCUCUGUUGGCCAAAAAGAAGUCUAUAUUUAAUGACAGACAAAUGGAGAUUGAGGAGCUCACUAAUAUCAUAAAAACGGACCUGAAAAGCUUGAAUAUUCAAAUUGGGAAGCUACAAGAGCUGGGAAAAUCCCAGAGAGAGGGCUUCGGACAUUCUCAGAGCCAUCACAUCGCUUCGCAUUCUUCCUCGAUUGUGAUGGCACUGCAAUCAAAGCUGGCGAAUAUGUCCACUAAUUUCAAAAACGUCUUAGAAGUACGAUCUGAGAAUAUGAGAGAGGAGCAAAGCAGAAGACAGCAAUUUACUCAAGGCUCUCUAUCGACAAUGCUCCCUCCGAGUGUGGUCUCAGGGAGACAGGGUUCUCUGUUACUACAGGAAGAGGCAAACAAUGCAGUCGCGAUAGACUUGGAACCAGCAAUGAAUCGUCAAUUAAUGCAGCAAGCUAUGCAAGAUGAUACUGAUGCCUACGUUCAGUCGAGAGCUGAAACUAUGCAGAAUAUAGAAUCCACCAUAGUCGAAUUAGGUGGCAUUUUCCAACAAUUGGCGCAUAUGGUACAAGAACAAGAAGAAAUGGUGGAAAGGAUAGAUAGCAACAUAGAGGAUACUGAGUUGAAUGUGGAAGCUGCACACACUGAAAUUUUGAGGUACUUUCAGUCUGUGACAAACAAUAGGUGGCUGAUGAUAAAAAUAUUCGCGAUAUUGAUAUUUUUCUUCAUAUUUUUCGUAGUGUUUUUGGCAUAACACUAUCGUGGCAAUUAUUUAUGUUUAUAAUAUUACUUUUUAUCAUCCAUAUCUCCGCGCUAUUUGUGAUAAUAAGAAACAAUUGCGAAACAAAACGGCGAUUUUUACAAAGUUAUGACACAAAUGUGGUAAUGUAAACUAAACGAGAAGGAUUCCGUGCAUUCCUUAUCCUUUUUCCCUGGAUUGUGAAUAUUGUAAGUAUUAAUUAAGAUUCCUAAUCUUUCGCAACAAAUGUCCUUGUUUGAUUACGUCAGAAGCGAGAAAACGCACGCCAAGAAUUCUUGCGUUCAUAUAAAUCAAAAGAUACAAUCGCAAGGUGACAUUUGUGAUUGAUUCAGCACGCAUGUCAAUUUGUCCGAACACUUUUACUCGGUAUAUUUAAUACUACAACCGUUCACUACACAAACACUUAGUGAGCUUUUGCAUUCGUGAUUGAGAUAUUCUUUUAGAUCUAAAAAUAUACUCCAAUCAGAUGCGAGAGCUUAAUGAACAACUGUGGUACUGAAUCAUUUAACAAAUAGUUGCAAAAUUAACAUUGGUAUGAGAAAGGAUAUUAAGAAAGAAGGUUCCACGUUAAGUUAAUUUUGUGACUAUUGAUUGUUCGAGUAAAAGAAUAAUGUUCGGAGAAUUUUACAAGUGUGCCAAAUCGAUCGCAAGUGUCAUUUUGUAGGUACAUCUUUUUAUUUGAACGUAUAACGUAGGAAUGGUACGCGCUUUCUCACUUCUGAGAUUCAUCAGACAAUGAUGGUUGCAGCAAGGGAACAGGAGUCUUAAAAGCGGCAUUACUUGUACAUCGCGACUUGCUGAAAAUAUAAGAUGUAUAAAAACGAGAUAUUUCUAUUAGAUAAAUGAAUAUAUAAUUUUCA
Molecule: messenger RNA, 1982 nt
Organism: Dinoponera quadriceps
Lineage: Eukaryota; Metazoa; Arthropoda; Insecta; Hymenoptera; Formicidae
Gene: Syx5
Product: syntaxin-5
Exons: 5
Coding region: 1-1116 (371 amino acids)
Biological process (GO): endoplasmic reticulum to Golgi vesicle-mediated transport; intracellular protein transport; vesicle fusion
Cellular component (GO): Golgi membrane; endomembrane system; SNARE complex
Molecular function (GO): SNAP receptor activity; SNARE binding
Source: RefSeq, a predicted model, not a curated record